Molecule: messenger RNA, 556 nt
Organism: Liolophura sinensis
Lineage: Eukaryota; Metazoa; Mollusca; Polyplacophora; Chitonida; Chitonidae
Product: ubiquitin-like-conjugating enzyme ATG10
Exons: 6
Coding region: 5-556 (183 amino acids)
Biological process (GO): protein modification by small protein conjugation; protein lipidation; autophagosome assembly
Cellular component (GO): cytosol
Molecular function (GO): Atg12 conjugating enzyme activity
Source: RefSeq, a predicted model, not a curated record
CAUCAUGGCGGCAGGUUCAAUUUCUGCCCAACAGUUUAGCGAUUGUUUGGAGAUAUUUAUGCAACAGUGUCUUCUCUCUCAUGAUCGGUGGGAAAUGAAGACGUCUGUUAAUGGAGAGAAGUAUUUGUGCAAAAGACAGUGUGUAGCUUCCCGUAAAGAGACAACGCCUCUUGGAGAUGAUGCAGAGGACCCGUCAUUAGAAGAACAGCUUAUACCGAUCAGCUUAUUUAUGGAGAUGGAAGCUGACCCAGCUUCUGUAGUCGUCGACUGUCGGACCAUCACCUUCACAUACGAGUACCAUGUAGUCUAUAGUCACAGCUAUGCAGUACCGGUCCUGUAUUUCAAUGCCUAUAAAACAGAUGGGAAGCUGUUGUCGUUGGAGGAGAUUUGGUCGAAUGUACCCAACCAUUACCGAGAGAGGCUGAACCAUGAGCGAUGGACCUUCUUGACGCAACAGGAGCACCCCUUAGUGGGACGUCCGUUCUACCAGCUUCAUCCGUGUCACACAGCGGACCUGAUGAAGCAAGCAUCUGCCAUGGAGAAUACGUCAAGGUAG